Molecule: messenger RNA, 2446 nt
Organism: Ceratina calcarata
Lineage: Eukaryota; Metazoa; Arthropoda; Insecta; Hymenoptera; Apidae
Product: endoplasmic reticulum lectin 1
Exons: 7
Coding region: 704-2239 (511 amino acids)
Biological process (GO): endoplasmic reticulum unfolded protein response; retrograde protein transport, ER to cytosol; ERAD pathway
Cellular component (GO): endoplasmic reticulum lumen
Source: RefSeq, a predicted model, not a curated record
UCUCCUGGAUCGUUUCUAACGGACGAUAAUUUAAAAAAGAAGUACCGAUAAACCCAUUCGAACGACGUUGCAUUUUUGCAAAUUAAUCAGCAUGUGUUAAAAAAGAUUGACCCAAUUAUCGUCUCAACGAUUGUCCCGCGUGUUUCAAUCUUCACGCUUAAAACGUUCGCUGAGAUUACAUAGGAAACUCUGGUAUUACAUGUAAUUCUAUCAUUAUGAUUCGUACAUUUUUCUUUUUAUAUCUUUCUCAAUCUUCACUAUGAAAGAGAAUUAAUAGUAUUGCGCGUGGAAAAACGGCACGUUACCACGUAUGCCGUUCACGUGGUAUGAAAUUACUGGUAGUGAUCGUAGUGAUCUACUGGUAAUCUACUGGUGCUCUGCUAAUCGUGUUGAUAUGUGGGCUGGGUUAAAGAACUGAAAAUCUUGCAAAGUGUACUUGAUGUCAAUCUUGUUUGCUUGUCAUUUCUAAAGGAGGGAAGAAACUCAAGAAACGCUUGUUCAAAAUGAAAAACAGAAUUUAAUAAUUUAAUUUUGAACGAAAGCGACAAAACACACGGUUGUUUCAUUGAUAUUUUUUAACAAUUACGAGAGUGAUGCGAAACGUGAAUUAUAGAUGUACUGUCGUCGUCACGAAUCCGUAAACAUUGUGCAUAACACAUAGUCUGACUAAAGAUUUGGUGGAAGUAAUUUGCAUUUCAUAAAAAUGUGGGGACACUCUGGUAUUUUCAAUGUGUUCUGUAUUGUAAUUGCUGCCGUGCAUGGGCACGAUGUUAGGAGCUUCGAUGAUACUGUUCUCUUUAAAAUUAACUGGCCAGGCAAGGCCAGUUCAGACUUAUUAAAAUCCAGACCAAACGUAGAGCCGUAUAUUAUAACAACUGCAAAUAAGGAAAAAUAUCAAUGUUUAAUUAUUGACAAUUCGGAACAAAAACAAGAUUAUGAUGUACCAAAUAAUGCACCAAAUCCCAUAGAGAUUUUACAAACACUGUUUAGGCAGAAUACUUGUUCGUACAGGGUUGAACCCUAUUGGUCAUAUGAAUUAUGUCAUGGAAGAUAUGCACGUCAGUAUCAUGAAGACAGGGAUGGAAAAAAAGUGAAAACACACGAGUAUUACUUGGGCACUUUUGAUAGACUGCAGGAAAUGAAGCUUUUAGCAGAGUAUACAGAGAAGGAAGCAAAUCGCAAUAGAAAAACAGAGAUACCAGUUAAGAAAGUUGAUGGAAUCAACAUGCCAUAUGUUGAAGUUGAAAUGGGCGAUGGAACUGUUUGUGAUGUGACUAACAAGCCGAGGAAGAUAAAGGUUAUAUAUGUUUGCUAUAAGCAUGGGAAGCACGAGUUAUUUUCGGUAGAGGAACCUAUCAGCUGCGAAUACGAAGUGAUUGUUCUGUCGCCUUGGUUAUGUGUUCACCCAGACUACAAGCCUCAAGCCACGGGGAAGAACGAAAUCAAUUGUCAUCCGAUUGAAAAGGCUCCGACCAAGCCUAGAUCUCUUAUCGCAAUGGAAAUGGAAAGUUUGCAAGUUCGAUUUCUGAAAGCGAAGGAUGACAAGCUGCAGGAGGUCUAUGCGAUCUUCCAUGUAGAUAAGGAGGGCCAGGAUGGCGAGACGCGCGUUAGAGUCGAAAUACAUCCCGUGGGUGUCAUUGAUAAACAUAGUAACGUCGAGGAGUCUAUAAAUUCAUUAGCUGAUCAAGGUAUCAGUCCAGCGGAAGUGAGUCCCGUGAAAAACUUCUUAAGCGGUAAAAAUUGUUUACACGGGGGCAACGGGUGGUGGAAGUACGAAUUCUGUUAUGGGCGUUCGGUGGUCCAGUAUCAUAUAGAACGCGAUGGUAAAAAAACGAUAGUGAAUCUCGGGAAAUUCGAUAAGCAGAAACAUUUGGAAUGGAUUGCCGCGCAUCCACAUAAAAAACCGAAGUCACCAGAGUUACGGAAACAGCUUUCUCAUUUUUAUAGCGACGGAAGUACGUGCGACAAGACUGGCGAGCCGAGACAGACGGAGGUGAAAUUGAAAUGCGUCGAGAGUCACACGGCUAGCCCGUCAAGCGUCUCUCUGUUUCUCGUCGAACCUAAAACAUGUGAGUACGUCUUGGGCGUCGAGUCGCCGCUGAUCUGUGAUAUCUUAGAAUACGCCGAUGAGAAUGGACUUCUUAGUGAAAAAUUCGAAGUGAAUUUCGACAAAUUGAAGACAACCGCGUUCCACGAGUACGACGAUUUGGACGAGAGGAUAGCAAACGGGGAUGACUAGAAUAAUGUGCAACCAAUAAAAAAUAAAUGAUUUUCAUGAUGCCGGUAUUAGAUACUUGCAUAUUUAGUUUCAGUGAAUUAGAUUGAAAAAUUUCAGUUUCUUAACAUACGAGCGCUGCGCCUCAAAGUUUUUACAUACUUGGUAAUACUUAUUGCAAGCAAUAUAACAAUUGUUUAAAACUUAACAAUGCUAUCUGUACGUCGUUAA